CUGUGACCACCAGACACGUUAGAGGAUUUGUUGAAGAGUGGUGUCUUUGAGACCAGAUUCGCCCUGCACAAGGGGGAGGAAGGCCUGAAGAAGAAUUGGGCCCAGUGGAGAAACAUGGUCCGCUGCCAGCCCAUUGAUGACAUCAGGGACUACUUUGGCGAGAAGGUGGCCCUGUACUUCGCCUGGCUCGGCUGGUACACCUACAUGCUGGUGCCCGCUGCGGUGGUGGGCCUCAUCGUCUUCCUGAGCGGCUUUUCCCUGUUCAACGCCAGCCAGAUCAGCAAGGAGAUCUGUGAGGCCCACGACGUCCUCCUGUGCCCUCGCGGCGACCACAGCCGUAGGUACCAGCAGCUCUCGGACACCUGCACCUUUGCCAAGCUCACGCACCUCUUCGACAACGAGGGCACCGUGGUCUUUGCUAUCUUCAUGGCUCUGUGGGCCACGGUGUUCCUGGAGAUCUGGAAGCGGCAGCGCGCCCGGGUGGUCCUGCACUGGGACCUGUACGGGUGGGAUGAGGACCAGGAGGAAAUGGCGCUUGAGUUCAUUAACUGCCCUGAUUACGAGCUGCGGCCACACCAGCACUCCUACCUGAGAAGCUCGGUCAUCCUCGUCCUGUCUCUGUUCAUGAUCUGCCUCAUGAUUGGUAUGGCCCACCUCCUGGUGGUCUACCGUGUGCUGGCUGCUGCCCUCUUCAACUCCGCCUUGCUCUUCCAAGAAGAGCAGGUGACCACAGCCGUGGUGGUGACCGGGGCCCUGGUCCAUUAUGUAGUCAUCCUCAUCAUGACCAAGAUCAACAAGUAUGUGGCCCUCAAGCUUUGUGACUUUGAGCAGCCCAGGACCUUCUCAGAGCGCGAGAGCAAGUUCACAAUCAAGUUCUUCACACUCCAGUUCUUUGCUCACUUCUCGUCCCUCGUCUACAUCGCCUUCAUCCUGGGCAGGAUCAACGGCCACCCCGGGAAGUCUGUGCGCCUGGCGGGGCUGUGGAAGCUGGAGGAGUGCCAUCUCAGCGGCUGCAUGAUGGACCUGUUCCUGCAGAUGGCCAUCAUCAUGGGCCUAAAGCAGACGCUCAGCAACUGUGCGGAGUACCUGAGCCCGUGGCUGGCUCACAAGUGGCGCCUCACGCGGUUCAGGCUGGGCCGUGCGUCCGGGGAGCCCGAGCUCAGGGGCCUGUGGCGCAACUACCUCCUGAACCCAGUUGGCACCUUCAGCCUCUUCGAUGAGUUCAUGGAGAUGAUGAUCCAGUACGGCUUCACCACCAUCUUCGUGGCCGCCUUCCCGCUCGCCCCGCUGCUUGCGCUCUUCAGCAACCUCGUGGAGAUCCGCCUGGACGCCAUCAAGAUGGUCAGGCUGCAGCGGCGCCUGGUGCCCCGCAAGGCCAAAGACAUCGGGACCUGGCUGCAGGUGCUGGAGACCAUCGGCGUGCUGGCUGUCAUUGCCAAUGGAAUGGUCAUCGCCUUCACGUCCGAGUUCAUCCCCCGAGUGGUGUACAAGUACUACUAUGGCCCGUGCCGAACGGGGGCCCAGCCCACUGUCGACUGCCUCACAGGCUACGUCAACCACAGCCUGUCUGUGUUCUACACCAAGGACUUCCAGGACCCCAUCCAGACGGAAGGCUCGGAGAAUGUGACCCAGUGCAGGUACCGGGACUACCGCAAUGCUCAGGACUACAGCCUAUCAGAGCAGUUCUGGGUCCUCCUGGCCAUCCGCCUGGUCUUCCUGAUCCUCUUUGAGCACGUGGCCUUGUGCAUCAAGCUCAUCGCGGCCUGGUUCGUGCCUGACGUCCCUCAGUCCGUGAAGAACAAGGUCCUGGAGGAGAAGUACCAGAUGCUCCGGGAGAAGAUGUGCUCCAGCUCCAGGAGCACAGAGGUGUAGGAGAGCC
This is a messenger RNA of Lontra canadensis (Northern American river otter), 1879 nucleotides long. Its product is annotated as anoctamin-9-like. Gene Ontology annotation, cellular component: plasma membrane. Bases 115 to 1872 code for a protein of 585 amino acids. The transcript has 19 exons. Lineage: Eukaryota; Metazoa; Chordata; Mammalia; Carnivora; Mustelidae. The record is from RefSeq and is a predicted model, not a curated record. Gene Ontology annotation, molecular function: chloride channel activity. Gene Ontology annotation, biological process: chloride transmembrane transport.